AUGGCCGACGCUUCUCAUUCAUCCAAACUUUUUGGGCUUGGAAGCACAGGUGUUCUGUGCUUCUAUGCACUAUUUUUAUCUCUUAUUUUCUCCGUUUACAUAUUUUCUUCUUCAAAUCUGCUCAAAUUCACAGCCAUCCACGCUAACACAAAUGGCUGUUUUCAGCGUGCUCAAACCAAUAAUGAAAGCUGCGACUUGUUUGAUGGUCGUUGGGUUCCAGACAAAGACGGCCCUCUAUAUUCCAAUUAUAGCUGUUCGACCAUCCCUACGAUAAGAAAUUGCUUCUAUCAUGGAAGGAAAGAUACAGAUUUUCUUUACUGGAGAUGGAAGCCAGAACAAUGUCAACUUCCUCGGUUCGAUUCCAAAGCGUUUUUGAGCAUUGUUCAAGGAAAGACAAUGGCUUUCAUUGGUGAUUCAAUCGCUCGGAAUCAAAUGGAAUCGCUUCUGUGCCUUUUGUCCAUGGAAGAAAGUCCAACAAGUAUAUCCAAAGACGAGGAGGAAAAAUUCAUCACAACAUGGCAUUUCCCCCACCACAACUUCACCCUCAAGGUCCUCCGCUCAGUCUUCCUCAUCCGCGCCACCGAGAAAGUGAAGAGUAACGGCCAAUCCACAAAUCGUUUUCACUUGCUCCUAGACCAACUAGACCCAAACUGGACCCAAAACAUAUCAAACGUGGACUACGCCAUUUUCUCCGACGGCCAAUGGUUCCUCCGCCCCAUCUACCUCCACGAGGCCGGCAACCUCGCCGGCUGCAUAUUCUGCCGCGAACCAAACAUCAAAGACCUCGGCGCAGGCUUUGCCAUCCGGAAAGUAUUCAAAGCAGCUUUUAAGUACGUGAACGAGAGGCGAAGGGGGAUUGUGGUGUUUAUGCGGACGUUCUCGCCGUCUCAUUUCGAGCACGGGGCGUGGCAUAACGGGGGGUUUUGUAAUAGGACGAGAGGGUUGAGUAGAGAGGAGGUGGAGGGGGUGGGGGUGGGGGGAGUUGAUGAUUGGGAAUAUAGGAAGAUUCAGGUUGAGGAGUUUGAAAGGGCUAAAAGGGAUGGGGAGAAAAGAGGUAAUAGGUUUGGAAUUAUAGAUGUGACUAGAGCUAUGAUGAUGAGGCCGGAUGGACACCCGGGGGAGUUUUGGGGGAAUAGAUGGAUGAAGGGUCAUAAUGAUUGCUUACAUUGGUGCUUGCCAGGGCCGAUUGAUACUUGGAAUGAGCUUUUGCUUCAGCUGCUUCGCAACAUCAAACCAUUUGGCUAGUUCCCUACAUGCUGACAGUUGGAACGAAAAAAGAAGAUUAAUCUCCUUACUGGUCGGCUGGAGGAAUACCUUUGAAAAAAAACCUAAAAAGAGUCUUCACAUUGACAUAUUGACUUCAAUUCCUCCCAUCCACAAAUUAAAGUUUUUUUUUUGGCUUGUAAAACACAUUAUUAUUGCUUUGAUUA
This is a messenger RNA of Ipomoea triloba (trilobed morning glory), 1430 nucleotides long. RefSeq names its product protein ALTERED XYLOGLUCAN 4-like. Gene Ontology annotation, cellular component: Golgi apparatus. The transcript has 3 exons. Lineage: Eukaryota; Viridiplantae; Streptophyta; Magnoliopsida; Solanales; Convolvulaceae. The record is from RefSeq and is a predicted model, not a curated record. Gene Ontology annotation, molecular function: O-acetyltransferase activity. Bases 1 to 1245 code for a protein of 414 amino acids.